UAUAACUAUUUCAGUUAACAAAAGUUGCUUAUUUUUGUGUAGAAAUUAGUCAAUAAAAUUUGUACGUGGUAUAAACGAUGCUAAAUUUUCUACUAAAACUUUAAAGCUCGUCGUAAAACUCCUCCGUUUUAAAUUACUAAAUUACUAAAUUUUGAAUCGUUUAAGAAAAAUAGCAGACCUUUAACUGUUCUGUUUGUUUAUGCAGAACUAAAAAGUUUUCACGGGUAGUUCAACAGAAAAAGGGGGUGCGAUGGCUGAGAACCGUGAAGAUGAUGAUCUUGGUAUUCCUCGAGCAGCCCUCAACAAAAUGAUCAAAGAACUACUUCCACACACAAGGAUAGCUAACGAAGCAAGAGAACUCAUAUCAAACUGUUGCACUGAGUUUAUACACCUGUUGUCAUCAGAGGCGAACGAUAUAUGCAAUAAACAGCAAAAGAAGACAAUAUCUCCUGAUCAUGUUCUAAAUGCAUUGGAAGCUUUGGGAUUUGGUGAAUAUCGGGCUGAAGCACAAGCAGUCAUGGCAGAGGCAAAAGCAGUAGCAGCAAAGAAGCGUCGCCAGAGCACCAGAUUAGAAAACCUGGGCAUCCCAGAGGAAGAGUUAUUGAGACAGCAACAGGAAUUAUUUGCUCAAGCCCGACAAGAACAGGAAGCGAUAGAGCAACAACAAUGGCUUCAGAUGCAGCAGGCGGCGCAGGCAGCACAACAACAACAGAUGCAACAACAACCCGCAACAGAGGAAGAUGAAUAUGAAUGAAGGUCAAGGUUGAAUUGGACGGAAAAAAACUUGUGUGCAGGAUGUGGUCAUUGCCUUGCUUUUCUGUCGGAAAAGACUAGUGUAAUGAUCAUUGCCUUGUUAAACCCUUGCAAUGACUCACAAUGAUCAGGGUCUUGUUUUACCCAUUGGAAAAGACUUAUGGAAAAAUCGGUCUUGUUUACAUGUAUCCAUAGGAAGAUAUGAACUUUGAUCAUUGUCUUGUGAUACUCAUCGGGAAUGGCAUCUAGAACGGUCUUUGUCUUGCUUUGCUUUUACCCAAGGGAAGACUUGCAAUGAUCUGGGUCUUGAUAUACCCAUUGGAAAAGACUAAUGGGAAACCAUUGCUUGUCGUGCCAGUAGACUGACUUCUACUUUGACCUACGAAUACCCAUUACAUUGGAAACAAAUGCUGUGCUGUGUGUUAUGGAAUUCUGCAUUUAUGAUCCAGGUGCUGUCCAACUCUGAGCAAUGACCAAAAGCUGCUUGGUUGGUAUUGUCGGCAAGAAGAGAAUGUGAACUGAAGGACACUGUUGAUGUGAAAAAAAUGGUUUUGGUGUCAUGUCCUGUAAACAGAUGAAGUCAAAUUUGCUAAGAAUGUAAAGUACCUUUGGGCCCAGCCCCGGUAUCAUAAAACUUCAAAGGCAACGUCAUGAGGUGGAACCUCUUUUAUGCUCUAUUAAUAAGCUGGAAAUGAAGACUGUCUCAGAUUGACCACAAUCAGAGUUUUAUAAUGCCAGGUCAAAAUGUUGAUAUUUGCAACAGAAUCAGAGUAGAAUAAAGCUGAGUAGAUAA
Lineus longissimus is the source of this 1546-nucleotide messenger RNA. RefSeq names its product protein Dr1-like. The coding region runs from base 251 to 754 and encodes 167 amino acids. Gene Ontology annotation, biological process: negative regulation of transcription by RNA polymerase II; RNA polymerase II preinitiation complex assembly. Gene Ontology annotation, cellular component: negative cofactor 2 complex. Gene Ontology annotation, molecular function: TBP-class protein binding; protein heterodimerization activity; RNA polymerase II general transcription initiation factor activity. NCBI's taxonomy places the organism in Eukaryota, Metazoa, Nemertea, Pilidiophora, Heteronemertea, Lineidae. The record is from RefSeq and is a predicted model, not a curated record. The transcript has 4 exons.